Molecule: messenger RNA, 3877 nt
Organism: Polyodon spathula (Mississippi paddlefish)
Lineage: Eukaryota; Metazoa; Chordata; Actinopteri; Acipenseriformes; Polyodontidae
Product: protein transport protein Sec24D-like
Exons: 23
Coding region: 132-3260 (1042 amino acids)
Biological process (GO): endoplasmic reticulum to Golgi vesicle-mediated transport; intracellular protein transport; COPII-coated vesicle cargo loading
Cellular component (GO): endoplasmic reticulum exit site; COPII vesicle coat
Molecular function (GO): SNARE binding; zinc ion binding
Source: RefSeq, a predicted model, not a curated record
ACCGGUGCGUUGUUGGAGUUUUGACGUGGCACUAGAUUGAAUAACACACGGUUCAUAGAAAAGCAUCCAGCAGAGCAACACAGACACACAGAUUCCCCAAAGUCUGCCUUUUGUAAUGAGAAAAUUCUAAAAUGAGUCAACAAGGUUACGUCGCGACUCCACCUUACUCUCAGGCUCAGCCAGGAAUUGGAGGCUACCCCUCUGGCUUUGGGUCAACAUCUUCUCAACCUCUCUAUGGCCACUAUGGGGGAUCACCACAGAUGUUCGCUCCACCACAGCAAGGAGUGCUGAAACCAGUUGCUUCUGUUGGGUCUCCAGUCUCUGUCAUGCCUCCACCUCCUGGCCCAAACCAGUUUAGCCUGGGUAAUCAACAUAAUGGGUUUACUACAGCAGGAGCUCAACCACAAAGGUUCCCUCCUACUACAGCAGUUGGUGGCCAGCCUCCACUUUCCCCAUACGGGCAGCCUCCACCGACAACUUAUCAAAAUUCAGCCCCUCCCUUAUCCACACAGCAGUUGACAAAUCUGACGGGAGCCAUGCAAAUAAGUGGAUAUGGACCUGGUGCAAUACAGGGUUAUCAACUACCCCCCAGCUUAGCAGCACAGCCAGCAUUCCCACCUCCAGCAUCACAACCGAUGGCACAUCCUCCUAUGCCUCCAGGAUCUUAUGCCCCACAAAUGACCCUGUCCUCCCCAACAAUCAGCCCACCUACCAUGGGUGCAAUGCCUCCAGGACCUCCUAUUGGGAUGCAGGGUGGUUUUUCUGGACCCAAUCCAGUAAAUGCUGGUUUUCAGCAGCCUACAGGACAAGUUUCUCCUCAUGGAUUCCCCCAACAGCCAGGUUCAUUCGGGGGGCAGAUGACAGGACCUCAGCCAGGCUUUCCUGGAGCUUUUCCAGGGGGCACAACACAAAUGGCCGGUCCUCAGCAGAAAAAAUUGGAUCCUGACUCUAUUCCCAGCACGACCCAAGUCAUUGAGGAUGAUAAAGUACGAAGAGGAGGACAGACCUACACCACAAACAUCAGGGGGCAAGUUCCUCCCCUUGUCACAACAGAUUGUUUGGUUCAAGAUCAAGGAAAUGCAAGUCCUCGUUUUAUUCGCUGCACAACAUACUGUUUCCCAUGCACAUCUGAUCUUGCCAAACAAUGCCAUGUUCCUCUGGCAGCAGUCAUGAAGCCCUUAGCAACAGUUCCACAAAACGAGGUACCCUCUGGGCCGGGUAUUGUACGGGGAUGUGGGCCCAUAAGAUGUAAUCGCUGCAAGGCUUACAUGUGUCCGCUAAUGCAGUUUAUUGAUGGUGGUCGCAGAUAUCAGUGCUCUUUCUGCAGCUGUGUCAAUGAAGUGCCGCCAUUCUAUUUCCAACAUCUGGACCAUGUUGGCAGGAGAUUGGAUUACUAUGAGAGGCCAGAGCUAUCACUAGGAUCGUACGAAUUUAUUGCUACUUUGGAAUACUGCAAGAACAACAGGCCUCCAAACCCUCCAGCUUUUAUCUUCAUGAUUGAUGUGUCGUACAGCAACAUUAAGAGUGGUCUGGUCAAAUUGAUAUGUGAGGAACUGAAAACAUUGCUGGACAGACUUCCGAGGGAGGAGCAAGCAGAGAAGUCUGUAAUUAAAGUUGGAUUUGUUACCUACAACACGAUUCUCCACUUCUACAAUGUAAACAGCAACUUGGCCCAGCCCCAGAUGUUGGUGGUCUCAGACGUGUCUGAGAUGUUUGUGCCUCUGCUUGAUGGCUUCCUUGUAGACUUUCAAGAAUCUCAAUCAGUUAUUAACAACCUCUUGGACCAGAUUCCAGAGAUGUUUGCUGACACCAAUGAGAGCGAGACUGUUUUUGCCCCUGUCAUCCAGGCUGGCAUGGAAGCAUUGAAGGCUGCAGAGUGCAGUGGCAAACUAUUCAUCUUCCAGUCAUCCAUUCCCACAGCUGAAGCACCUGGGAAACUGAAGAACAGGGAUGACAGGAAACUGGUGAACACAGAGAAAGAGAAGAUCCUGUUCCAGCCCCAGAAGGGUGUUUAUGAGAGUCUGACCAAGGAGUGUGUGGCAAACAGCUGCUGUGUGGACCUGUUCCUUUUCCCUAACCAGUUUGUGGAUGUGGCCACACUGGGUGACAUCCCAAUGCAUACAGGAGGAGCCCUUUACAAAUACAACAACUUCCAGAUUCAAUCUGAUGGGGACCAUUUCUUGAAUGACCUGAGAAAAGAUGUUGAGAAAAAUAUAGGAUUUGAUGCGAUCAUGCGUGUCCGGACAAGCACGGGAUUCAGAGCAACUGACUUUUUUGGUGCCAUAUAUAUGAACAACACCACAGAUGUUGAGAUGGCAGCAGUGGACUGUGAUAAAGCAGUAACUGUGGAGUUCAAACAUGAUGACAAGCUCAGCGAGGAUACUGGAGCCUUAAUGCAGUGUGCUUUGCUGUACACAACUGUUGGUGGCCAAAGACGACUGCGUAUCCACAACCUGGGUCUAAAUUGCAGCUCCCAGCUUGCUGACCUGUAUAAGAGCUGUGAGACAGAUGCCCUUAUCAAUUUCUUUGCCAAAACAGCCUACAGAGCCAUGUUGAAUCAGCCUUUGAAGGCAGUGAGAGAGAUCCUGGUUAAUCAGACUGCACACAUGCUGGCCUGUUACAGGAAGCACUGUGCCAGCCCGUCCUCAACCAGCCAGCUGAUUCUUCCAGAUGCUAUGAAAAUCUUUCCAGUCUACAUGAACUGCCUGAUGAAGAGCUAUCCUCUGGUCGGUAGCCCAGACAUUUCUAUAGAUGAAAGAGCUUAUCAGAGGCAGUUGGUGAUGUCCAUGGAUGUUGCUGAUUCCCAGGCUUUCUUCUACCCAAGACUUAUACCUGUUCACAAUAUUGAUGUGAACAGCGAUGUGAUGCCCUCUGCUGUCCGAUGUUCAGAAGAGCGCCUGUCUGAGGGAGGAAUCUUCCUACUGGAGAAUGGCAAGCAUAUGUUUCUGUGGAUGGGGCUGGCCUGCCCUCCAGAGGCCAUUCAAAGCCUCUUCAAUGUACCUUCGUUUGCACAUAUCAACACAGAGGCAACAACACUUCUAGACCUAGACAAUCCCUACUCGAAAAAGCUCAGGUCAAUUAUUGACAACAUACAUCGGCAGAGGCCUCAUUCAAUGAAGCUGAUGAUUGUAAAGCAAAAAGACAAACCAGAGAUGAUUUUCAGACAGUUCCUGGUAGAAGACAAGGGCUUGUAUGGAGGUGCUUCCUACGUGGAUUUUCUGUGCUACGUUCAUAAAGAGAUCAGACAACUACUCACCUAAAGAUACUGCCUCAGCACAUUCCACUCAUCUCUAAAAACUGUGCCAUUAUAUUGGAUUCUGCUAAAAACAACGGCUGUCUUUUAUCCAGCAAAGCAGAUACUUAUUUUAAGGGAGUUCAUCAUUUAUUGAAAAUGUAACCAAAAUAACAUUUUAAAUUUAUUUUUGCCUUGUCAAGAUCAAGUGCUCUUAAAAUUCCUAUGUACAAAUCAGAUUGCUUACUGGUUUCUAAAUCUAUCUUAAUUCCUACCUACUAUAGUGCCAUUAAAUAAACAAGCUCUAUUACCACUCGGGGCGUGGGGGUGUAUUACAAACAGUCUUCAUCCCAGCAGAGUAAAUGUAUUUUAAAAUGUGCCAGUUGGAUUUUAUUAUUUAUUCAAAGCCCUAACAAUUUCAAGGUUUCACAAAAGUUUGUUUCACUUCCAUUUUAGCAAAAAAAAAUAAAACAUGUGUUCCACAAUUGAUUUUUGUUUUAUUUGGUAUUAUUGUUUACAUAUGUGCAUUAGGUUGAGCUGUGUAGGUUAUUUCUUCUUUGUUGUUAUCAUUGUUUAACACUUUGUCAUAGUAUGUUUUGUAUUAUAACACUGUGUAACAAAUUUUUUUUUUUUUUUUUUUUUUUU